Messenger RNA from Didymosphaeria variabile, 738 nucleotides. RefSeq lists its product as uncharacterized. The record is from RefSeq and is a predicted model, not a curated record. Bases 1 to 738 code for a protein of 245 amino acids. The transcript is spliced from 3 exons. NCBI's taxonomy places the organism in Eukaryota, Fungi, Ascomycota, Dothideomycetes, Pleosporales, Didymosphaeriaceae.
AUGCCGCCUCCAGUGACUCAACGACCUUCCUGCCUGAAGAGGCACUGGACCGCGGCUGGGUCGACGCAGUGGACAGUCCUCUACAGUCUCAUCCUGCCCAUCUGCACGCUCUUCAUGGCCGGCAUCGUGGUCUACAGGCACUUCAGCGCCUUCCCCAUGAGUCUGCGCAUGGCCUUGUAUGCGGGAUUCUGUCAGAUGUUGGAUUUGCUGUGGUACCUUUAUUUCAACGGCUCCUUGAUUGUGGAUUGGUACGGGCCGCAGAAGCCAGCGAAUUGGAAGAGGCCGCAGAAGCCAUUGGAUGAUUGGAAUGUGUGCUUCGUUGAUAGAGCAAGAGGAGCACAGAUCAGGAAGCAAGGAUGGACUAGGAUCGGAUGUUUGGAAGCUAGGGCGGUGAUUGUGAUUACGUGCGGAUUCCUUGGCAUCCAUCGCGCCGCCAACGCCACCCGCGUCGCGCAGCAAACGCAUGCUGCCAAUGUACGCCUCCAACAACUGAGGAGGGAAUCUCCUGUCCACGGCGGCAGCGACCACGAGCAUCUCGAAGCCGCGGUGAGCACACCUCUCCCAGCCGAUGCGCCGGUGGAGGACAGGGAGAACCAGUCAGGAUGUGUGGGUAACCAGAGAUGGGCGGAUGAAGUGCACGGAAGAUCAGACUCGGAGGGUUGGAGUUGUGUGGCUGCAGCGUUUGAGGAGCCAGUGAAUCCGUUUGCGGAUCCGGUGAGGGCAAGGGACAUGGUUUAG